Molecule: messenger RNA, 1309 nt
Organism: Haliotis rubra (blacklip abalone)
Lineage: Eukaryota; Metazoa; Mollusca; Gastropoda; Lepetellida; Haliotidae
Product: 3-beta-hydroxysteroid-Delta(8),Delta(7)-isomerase-like
Exons: 3
Coding region: 112-819 (235 amino acids)
Biological process (GO): cholesterol biosynthetic process
Cellular component (GO): endoplasmic reticulum; membrane
Molecular function (GO): cholestenol delta-isomerase activity; steroid Delta-isomerase activity; C-8 sterol isomerase activity
Source: RefSeq, a predicted model, not a curated record
UCGCUGUGAGGAGCUUUCACACAAAAUUUGAUUGGUGGUUUUUCUCUCAGCUGAGAACCACGCGACAAAGGAUCUAACUGCAAUACAGUGUGUAGUUGCUAUUCAGCAAUCAUGGCAGCAGAACACCCUUAUUUCCCGAAAGACUUGAAAUUACCUCACUAUCGUCCAAACGACAAAGGCGUCGUUGAAAUCCUGUCAGUAUUCUUCGGUGUUGUCGGAGUGUUCGUUGUGUUGACAUGGGUUUAUUCAGGAACGACGAAAAACCCGAGAUUUACAAUCACACAGCGUGUAGUAUUAUGCUGGUUUAUGAUGUGCGGUCUAAUCCACACUUUCCUGGAAGGAUACUUCGGUGUAUUCCAUGACGUUCUUGCUGGCGAUAUGUCUUUCCUCGGUCAAGUAUGGAAAGAGUACAGCAUGGGUGACAGUCGGUAUAUGAGUUCUGAUGCAUUCGUGGUAAGCAUGGAAAGAAUCACUGCCUUUGUUGACGGACCUCUGAGUUUCUUGACGUUGCUGCUCUACUUCCGGAACAGCCCCUACCGCUACGUCAUCCAGCUCAUAGUCUCCCUCUGCCAGCUGUACGGCGACACUCUCUACUUCAUGACGGAAAUAUUCGAAGACUUCUCCCACGGCUACAUGUACCACCCGCAGUAUUUCUGGUUCUAUUUUGUGACAAUGAAUAUGUUCUGGAUUGUCAUACCCUCGUGUCUAAUUAUCCAGUCCUGCUACAAACUUGCCAAGUCCCAAGCUCAGGUUGAUAAACUGAAAGCCAGUGAAUACAAGGCUGCAAUGGCAAGACAUGACAAGAAGAAGAAGCGUUAAUGUUAAUGAAUAUAGGUUGUUUGUAUGUAUGCAGGGGUUUAACUCAGGCAUCUCAGGGUUACUGGACUUGGACAAGGCAGCGUUUUCUCUAUCGUAAAGCUUAUCUAUAUAUGUGUAUGUGUCCAAAAAGUAACAAUUAUAUUCGCGCAGCAUGGGGCUGGAUUGAGGCCAUUUUGUUGAGAACUAGUCCCCCUUGCAAAAAUUAUUGUGACUUUGAGAACCAUUUCCAACUUAAAGAUUGACCCAUUCAACAUAUGUGGUAACUAAUGUCCACCUAAUAUGCACAUACAUAGAUACUGGGUCAUUAAUAUUUUCGUUUAUGAAUGGAAAGUUGUCACUGUCAUGAGAACUUGUUUCUGUGUGAUCAUGUAAUUUUACUUCUCUAACUUAAUGUUUGUCCAAUCCCAGGGGAAGCAUUCUUGUUGAUUAGUAUUAAGCAUAAAUGUUAAUACAUGAUUUUUUAAACCUUAAACAAUCAAAGGAUGAAGCA